Messenger RNA from Larimichthys crocea (large yellow croaker), 2300 nucleotides. RefSeq names its product ST6 beta-galactosamide alpha-2,6-sialyltranferase 1 (gene st6gal1). The record is from RefSeq and is a predicted model, not a curated record. Bases 396 to 1895 code for a protein of 499 amino acids. The transcript has 9 exons. Lineage: Eukaryota; Metazoa; Chordata; Actinopteri; Sciaenidae. Gene Ontology annotation, molecular function: beta-galactoside alpha-2,6-sialyltransferase activity. Gene Ontology annotation, biological process: sialylation. Gene Ontology annotation, cellular component: Golgi apparatus.
GUAGCCGGAAACGCAAUUGGCUCAAAGUCUGCGGGUGACGCUUGGCACUGCAUCCUUUGCGGUCGCAGAGAGAAGAGGACUCUCCGCUCCGGUUCACUCCAAAUGCCACCGGACACCGACACCGACGGCGGCCUCUGACUGGACGGACGGACAGCGGCGGUGGUGGCGUCGGAGGCACCGCGACGUACGGGACUCAGCGGGAACAUGGCGGCGGGAACAACAACCGGCUCGGUACCGUGGCGACGAUAAAUCAGAGAGGAGCAACGCGGCUGCAGGAGCAUCACUUUGCACAGACAGCUGACAGUGCGUCUACAGAGGAGAUGAGGGGAAACCUGAAGGCAGCAGCCCGUUUCUAAGGAACAACAUCAGCAACACAGCGUGCAGUAACACACACCAUGGGCUACAAGAUUCCCGGAGCCGCGAUGGACAGAGUCAGCCUACUGUGGCGUCUGAGACGUCGGGCUCGCCGUGGAGUGCUCUGCAUGGCCUUCUUCUGCAUCUCCAUGGCUCUGCUCUACGCCCUCUGCGCUGAAAACAGCGUACCCGUCACCGACGCCAUCUUCGGGGUCCGGGCACGAACCCGGGCUCAGCCUCGUGCACACUCCGUCAUCAAGGUGCUGCGAGGCGGGGCCAAGCCCAUGUACAUCGACCCUCAGAAGCUCCCGGGUGUCGUCCCAGGUGACCCUCACCGUCCAAUCCCUGUCCUAUCCUCUCCAAACCACACCCAUGAAGCUGUGGACUCGACGCCAAAGCGGAAGCCAAGAGAGCGGGAGCCUUCUGGGUUUUUGUCUCGGAUGCUGCCGCGCCCCUUCACUCGUGCCCUGGAGACCCUGUUUGGAGGUCGCCGGAAGGGGGAGCUGAGUGGCCGAGGCAGUGAUGCCGAGUUCUUCGGGCCUCAUGGCCUUUUGGGUGAAGUGUGGGAUGACGAGAUGUCCAGUAGCAUGCUGGGAAACAGACUGAGGAAGGUGGUGCAGAAUUAUCAGGCGAUGAAUAAGUACGGAGUGGAGUUCUCUGGCCCUGGCGGCGUGUCCAGCAGGCCCAAACUGAGUGGUCCCAAGCUCCUCUGCCAAAUAAAGGACACGGUAGAGGUGACGACUUUGACCGCUGACCUCCAGCCCUUUUCGUUGCUGCCCUGGGCCGCCCAGCUGCCACCGAAGCAGCUGACCUCCGACCUCGGGCCUUACAAGAGCUGCGCUGUAGUGUCGUCCGCAGGGUCGCUGCGCUACUCUGGACUGGGCAGAGAGAUAGACACCCAUGAUGCUGUGCUGCGCUUCAACGCAGCGCCCACCACCGGCUACGAGAAGGACGUCGGUUCUAAAACCACAAUCCGCCUCAUCAACUCGCAGGUGAUGGCGUCUGAUGACCAUCGUUUCCUGUCCAGUUCUCUGUACAGCUCAGGUGCUCUGGUGGCCUGGGACCCCGCCCCCUUCUCUGCUGACCUCAGUCAGUGGUACAACAGGACAGACUACCCCAUCUUCACCCAGUACCAGAGGUACAGGAGGCUUCAUCCUAUGCAGCCUUUCUACAUCCUGCAUCCUCGCUUUGAGUGGCAGGUCUGGCAACGAAUACAAGACAACAUGGCUGAGCCCAUCCAGAAGAACCCACCCUCUUCCGGCCUGCUCGGCACCGUCCUGAUGAUGUCACUGUGCGAGGUGGUCCACGUCUACGAGUUCCUGCCGUCGCGCAGGAAGACGGAGCUCUGCCAUUACUACCAGCGUUUCUUCGACGCCGCCUGCACGCUCGGUGCCUACCACCCUCUGCUGUACGAGAAGAACCUGGUCAAGCGGAUGAACCAGGGCUCCGACCGUGACAUCUAUACCCACGGACGCAUCACGCUGCCUGGGUUCAGUAAGAUGAACUGCUCCCAGGCAGCUGGAGGUGUACCCAACCACUGACUGGGAAAUACACAGAAACACACACACACACACACACACAAUGCGAAGCUGAACCCUGCAUGAAGACACGUAACGAUGAGGACAGACGCAUGAACACUUCACACUCACUGCCGAACCAAAAGUAACGCUGUACCACUCACUAUAAAUAUAACAUGUUACUAUUGUAUACACUGGAGCACACACUCACACACACACACACUCUUAUAGAUGUGCCUGCAGUUCAUACAUACAUACCCUUAUGAGGACAUUCCCUGAACUAGCCUGAAUGUCAACCCUUAAAGAGUCAUACCACUGUUUUUUGAAGGUUUUAGCAAAGUUUCCAAAGCAUACCAUCAGAUUUCAGACCAGCUCCUGCACACGGUAGAUAAUUUAUGGAAUAGCUGAACUUCAACCAGCUUUUCAUAU